Molecule: messenger RNA, 4312 nt
Organism: Oncorhynchus kisutch (coho salmon)
Lineage: Eukaryota; Metazoa; Chordata; Actinopteri; Salmoniformes; Salmonidae
Product: G1/S-specific cyclin-D1
Exons: 5
Coding region: 342-1220 (292 amino acids)
Source: RefSeq, a predicted model, not a curated record
UCCCAUUUCCAUACCUAUUAGGAGUGGUUCAGCAGCGAUUGGAAGGACUUGGAACUUUAGAGGGGUAGUUCUUUAGAGUCAUCCUCCUCUCGCUAUAGACUCCUUAGCUCGGCUCUCUCAGACUCGCUAUUGCUUUGAUCCCCUCCUUAACAACAGUUAACGUCAUCGCAUAGCCCUCUGAAGGAGAGUUUUGUCUAGAAGCGUGAAGAGUUGGAGCUCUCAGAGGGCUACAUUGUAGGAACAGCAAGCAGCAUCCACGGAGCCUCACUCACUCCUAACAAGAAGCACCUCUUUUGAUUAUUUAUUCAGCUCAGAAAACGCAAGCUACUACCGCAAAAGAUAUGGAACACCAGCUGCUGUGCUGUGAAGUGGAAACCAUCAGAAGAGCUUACCAAGACGCCAACUUACUAAAUGAUCGAGUUCUACAGACAAUGCUCAAAGCAGAGGAAAAUUACCUUCCGUCUCCGAAUUACUUCAAGUGUGUCCAGAAAGAAAUAAUACCUAAAAUGAGGAAAAUUGUGGCUACAUGGAUGUUAGAGGUCUGCGAGGAACAGAAAUGCGAAGAGGAGGUUUUUCCCCUGGCUAUGAACUACUUGGAUAGAUUUUUGUCUGUGGAGCUCACAAAUAAAACCAGAUUACAACUCCUGGGAGCUACUUGUAUGUUUUUGGCCUCAAAGAUGAAGGAAACGGUCCCUUUAACUGCAGAGAAGUUGUGCAUUUACACCGACAACUCCAUCCGGCCCAGCGAUCUAUUGCAAAUGGAACUACUGACUCUAAACAAGUUGAAAUGGGAUCUAGCAUCAGUAACACCGCACGAUUUCAUAGACCAUUUCCUCUCCAAGCUACCAGUCCAUCAGAACACGAAGCAGAUUCUGCGCAAGCAUGCCCAGACAUUCGUGGCUCUCUGUGCAACAGAUGUCAAAUUCAUCGCCAACCCUCCCUCCAUGAUCGCAGCGGGCAGUGUGGCAGCAGCGGUCCAGGGGCUGUACCUAAAGAGCAAAGACGGUGCACUGUCAUCCCAGAACCUAACCAACUUUCUGUCCCAAGUCAUCAGGAGUGACCCGGACUGCCUGAGGUCGUGUCAGGAACAGAUUGAGUCUCUGCUUGAGUCUAGUCUGAGACAGGCACAGCAACAUAAUGUCUCCACAGAAACAAAAAUGGUAGAUGAGGAUGUGGACCUGUCCUGCACCCCUACAGAUGUGAGGGACAUUAACAUUUGAGUGGCAUCCUCUGCAUUUUUUGGGAAAUAUCUUUGAGGCUCUGGCCUUACUAAGAGGCCAUCUGGGAAAAGAGGACACCAGCGCACCCUUGAGUCGUCACCCUCUGAACACCCUCUGGCAAAUGCUUUUGUGCCACACCUGUUACGGUGCCCCGGCCUGUAUGGCCUCCCAGUGACGUGUGGCCGCCCUCAGCCAGGGCUGUCAAGAAAGGACUGAACACCUCACUUUUCUGAGGCCACCAGUCAUAUUCCCUCUCACUCUCCCAUCCUGUCCAGCUCAAGACCUAGACAAGGAUGAUAGGAAGAUACACAACUAUAUUGAUGAAACAAAAACAUUAUAGUUUAUGUGCAAGAUUAAGCCACAGAAAUAUACAUGGUUACCACCCAAUGUUGAACUAGGAUUUUUAAAUACCAUAGACUGACUUUACAUGCUUACUUAACAUUCAAAAUAACAAGUAGGUAUUUUUAGUCUGUCUUUGUCUAGGUUUUUAUUUGAAGUAUAAAUUCAUUUAUUAAAGAGAAGGGGCAUUUUUGUUCUCUAAUAGGCAUUUUGCUUGCCAUCAAAGUUCCCGUUUUAGUUUUUUUGCAUCUAGGCAUCUGUGUAUCCCUGCUUGCUUAUGCGGUUAGUCACUUUAUUAUAUUGUCUAGACUUCUAAAGAAAUUUUGAGCCCCUAGUUUUGGCCUCUUCUCUUUUUAACUGGGUUGUAUAACUCAACAGUAUACUUUUAGUAUAUAUUGCUCUGUUUUUAUCGUUUAGAUGAUUGUGGAUUGCUGGUGCUGAAGUUUGGCAAAUAAGUUCAUUCAAUAUAAGGACAUUUACUUUAUAUUCCAUUAGGAGUAAAUUGAAUGAACCAGCAUUGUUUGGCUGUUGAUUUGACUUAUUGCCACAAAUGUACAUAUUUCAACAGCUAUGACAUGAUAAACUAAAACCUAGCAUUAAUUGCAAACCUUUACCAUGCAAUCCACAGCUGAAUUUUUUUGUGGUUAUAUCUUUCUAAUACCAUUCCAUUUUUAAAAGCACUUUUAGUCAGUUUUUUUCUGACUCAUAAAAAAUCACAUUGAAAAAAAAAUGGAAUGGAGUGGAGCAGGUAUCUUUUUAACUAUGGUGUUGUGUGUUACAAUUUUGGGUACAAGUCAACGCAGCCCAGCAGCGAUCCCGUGUCCCCUUGAUGUAGAAGGGUAUUAUUUUGGAGAUUGUUAUGCCACAGUUCUUACAGGAGGGGUCUAGUGUGAGACGAGCAUUGGGUGUGGCAUGUUUCAGCAUCCUGUAUCCCAUCGCUUGAACGGCAUCCAGAGCAUUUGAAACACUAAAGUAUCAAACUUGAAAGCUCAAACAAAGAUUUAGGUUGUUUAUUAUUGCAGAUUUUCCUAUUGGAGCCAGUACAGAGUAGAAACAGGAUGCCAAAGUCUGUCUCUAUGUAACAUUUUGUACACAAGUAUUUACCAUAGUGCUUAACACAUGCCUGCCCUACAAAUCAUGUAUGACAGUGUUUUCUCAAUGCAAAACUGAAAGAAAACACCAUAGUUAAAAUGCUGUUUAGAAUGUGUAGUUGAGGGGAUAAAAAUACAAAAAAAUGGUUUUGGUUUAGGGAUGAUUUUGCACAAACCUGAAGACUUAGGCUGUGUUUUUGUUUGCUUGCCUAAGAUAAGAGGGAAGGGUAACGUUGAAAAGUGGGAGUGGGGGAAAAAGGGAGGCAAAAAGGGUGACGGCAUGUUUUUGUUGACUUGCUGAAUUAAGGUGUUUGACUGUACAUUGAGAAAAAGAUGAGAACAGGAUAACGGAAGAGCACACUCCUCCUUUUGAGCUGCUAUGGAAGAAUUCCCAGCAAAGUGUACAACAAAAUGAAAAACAACAAGAAAAAAACUGCUUUUUCUCCUAUUGUUUGCUGCUAUUAUUUUUUAAUAUACAUAUAAAUGUUGAUAUACUGCCAUGUAAUAGGUCUAAUUUUCUAUGAGAUUUUUUUUUUGGACAUCUUAUAGUUGUCAUCAGUUUUUACUUUGAUUUCAGUGCUAUUCCAAAAACAGUAAAAAUGAGACAAUAGACAUGGUUUUUAUCAACAAUACCUCAUAUUACAGUCAAGACUUAUCUUUAAUCUUUUUUUUUCUUUUUUUUUUACUAGUUUGUUCAGUGGCUGACAGUCCUGUUUAAACUGCUAAUGGUAAUGCAUUGAUCAUUACCCAAAUGGGUCCUGAUGUGAGCAAGUAAUCUGGAUUGUAUAACUCUUUUGAGUGUUAAGCUGUCUCAUUGAGAGUCUUUAUCCCCUUUAGGCUCCUGAAGGCCCUCCUAUUUUAUAUUUAUAAAACAUUUGCUCGAGUUCAAGCCCGUAAUGAGUUUGAGUUUGUUAAAUACCAAGCCAUAGAAUUACUUUCAAAUCAUCAUGCCGUUAUUCCACACAGUUCAGUUCAUGCUAUUCGAGAUAUCUUGUCCUCCCAAGAAGCAUAGCAUAUUUAUGUCAACUGCACAAUAAAUGGUAAAUAGAUUUAAAUCUUGUAACACUGCAGUUUUUUUCUUAACUGAACCGCUACUGGUACAUUGAAGCCAAAAUAAUGGGCUACUGAUAUUGUUGGCACACUUCCAUUUGACCCAGACAUCCUUCAAUCAGAGUUAAUGAGUGUGAGAGCCAACAGUGGUUCACUUAGCCAUAGACAUGAUGCUGCUAUAUGUUCUGGUUGUAGAUGUGAGGUAGGCCUAGUAUUUGACAAAUUAUGUUGCUGCUCAAAUUUCUACUCGCUAACACAGGACCCAGGAUGGAAUUAUUGUUUUUCUGUCUAGUGUAAGAAAUACUCGUUACCUCAAAUGGAGAAAAAAAAUACAUGUUGAUGCCCCUGUGAGAUGACAUUACAUAUUUAUGUCAUAUUAAAAAAGUGCUGUUAGUAAUUUAAAAAAAAUCUUUGUCCAAACAGAAUGUGCUACAGUGCCCCCCCCCCCCAAAAAAGCUAAAAUUGUCAGCUUUUUACCAUUGCUUCUAUUGUUAAUGAUUGGUCGGGUAGGUCGCCCCUCUUACUGAACUGUUGUUCCAGGAUCUGUGUUCAUUGCAAUGGGUCAAAGGUCAUCUGGGGUCCAAGAAAAUAAAGCAAAGAUUCUGAAAUGUC